Messenger RNA from Acaulospora morrowiae, 1092 nucleotides. NCBI's taxonomy places the organism in Eukaryota, Fungi, Glomeromycota, Glomeromycetes, Diversisporales, Acaulosporaceae. The record is from the annotation of a GenBank genome assembly.
AUGGCCUCACCAAAUCUAACGACUGACAUAAUAAACGAUAUAUUGGAUCAACUCACAGAAUAUGACAAAAAUUAUCAAAAAAAUUUAAAGGACCUUCGUUCAUGCAUGCUUAUUAACAAGCAUUGGUGUACGCACGUUAUUGAACGCAUCUGGUCAAAGCCAUUCCAUUACGUUGGUCAUGCGGAUAAGCGCAUUAUAAACACUUAUCUUUCAUGCCUUGAAAUUUCCGAGAAGCAAUCGUUAAUUGAAAAUAUGAUCGAUGUAAACCAAAUCUCAUUUGGACUUGCAAAUGCUGGAUUAAAUAAGGAGUCGUUAUUAAAGAUUAAAUCCACCUUUGAUUAUCCUUCAAUGUUAAAACAUCUACAUUUCCGCGAUAUACUCAUCUCUGCGGAACUAUGGUGCAAUUACUACAUUUCAAAGAAAAAUCCCAAGAGUAAUGACAUCGAAAGAAAUUACUUAGUAAUUUUGGAAUAUUUGUUGAAGAUGAUUUCAAAGAGGUCAAAGAACCUCACUAGCAUUUAUUUAUAUCCUUGUGCCGGUUAUGAUUAUAUUAGUUUGUUGGCUGAACCAGGGAUUUGUAGACUUUUUGAAUCUGUGAGGAAACUAGAGUUAGUCGAAAUGCAAAUGUUAUUGGAUGGCUUGGCUAACGUUUGCAAAAAUGUGGAAUAUUUAGAUAUAAGCCUCUCAAAAAUCUCCGAUGAUUCACAAGCGACAAACCUUAGCAGACUAAUAAGUUCACAAACAGCUCUCUAUACUUUCUGUUGUAAGUCUUCUUCCAUCUACGCCAAUCAAGUUAUAAAUUCCAUUUCAUCCCAAUCCAAGUAUCUUCGAAUGGUCCAAUUUCAUGACGUAAAUUUCACAGGGUGUUCUCCCCUUUACGGUCUUGCAAAAUGUACAAAAUUAGAGCUAUUAACGUUUCACUGGUGUAUAUCGGUUAAUUAUGAAUUAGUAAAGCCUUUGGUUGAAGUAGAGAUGGACAAAUUAGAUGAUGUGGUAAUACAUGGAUAUGUGUGUAAAGAAUUAAGAGAAUGGAAAGAAAAAAUUGAAGAUAGAGCGGUAGAGAGAAGAUUGAUAGCAUUAAAAAUAAAAUAA